AUGACAGAUCCAAUACUUCAUGAUCAUAAUAUUGAUGCUAUUGAAAGUAAAAGUGAUGAACCAGAAUAUGAUUUUAAAGAAUAUUAUUCCAGAGAACGAACAUUAGCAUUACGUGACAUUUAUAUUCCAUAUUGUACGGAACUUUUUUAUCGUGACAAUCCACUUAAAAUUGUUCGUUGUCAGAAUACAUAUAUGUAUGAUCAAUUAGGAAAUAAAUAUUUAGAUUGUAUUAAUAAUGUUGCUCAUGUUGGUCAUUGUCAUCCAUAUGUUGUUACACAAGUAUCAAAACAAAUGAGUGCAUGUGCAACAAAUAAUCGUUAUUUACAUGAUAAUACAGUUAUUCUAGCUGAAAAACUUUCUAAAACACUACCAAAAAGUCUUGAUCAAAUAUUUUAUACCAAUUCAGGAUCAGAAUCAAAUGAUUUAGCACUUCGUUUAGCACGACAAUAUACAGGAAAUUAUGAUAUUCUUGUACUUGAUAAUGCUUAUCAUGGUCAUUUGACAACACUUUUUGAAUUAUCAACUUAUAAAUUUAAAAAAGGAAAUAUUACAAUGAAAGAACCGGAACAUGUUCAUGUUUUACCAAUACCUGAUAUUUAUCGUGGUAAAUAUCGUGAUAUUGAUUAUAAUAAUGAUGAAGAAAAAUUAUGUCAAUUAUAUGUCAAUGAAGUUCAUCAAAUUGUUGAAGAAGUUGAAUCACGUGGUCGUCGUAUUGCAAUAUUUUUAAUUGAAUCAUUACAAUCAUGUGGUGGACAAAUUAUUUAUCCAAAAGGUUAUCUUAAACAGAUAUUUAGUUAUCUUCAAUCAAAAGGUAUUUUAUGUCUUGUCGAUGAAGUUCAAACAGGUUUUGGUCGAAGUGGUACUCACUUUUGGGCAUUUCAAUCAUAUGAAGAAGAUCUUGUUCCUGAUUUUGUUACAAUGGGUAAAUCUAUGGGUAAUGGAUUUCCUGUUGCUGCUUUGAUGACACGUCGAAGUAUAACACAGAAAUUUGAUAAGGAUGGUAUUGAAUAUUUUAAUACCUAUGGUGGUAAUCCAGUUAGUUGUCGUGCAGCUAUUGCUGUACUUGAUAUUAUUCAAAGAGAAAAAUUAAUGGAAAAUGCUCGAGAUGUUGGUAAUCAUUUAUUAAAUAAAUUAAAGGAAAUGGGCGCAAAAUAUGAUAUUAUUGGUGAUGUACGUGGUCGAGGAUUUUUUAUUGGAGUUGAAAUUGUACGUGAUAUAAAAACACGUGAACCUGGCAUUGAAGAAGCACAUGAAAUCAAAUAUACGCUUCGUCAGCAUAUGAUUAUUGUUUCACUUGAUGGACCUGAUCAUAAUGUUAUUAAAUUUAAGCCACCAAUGUGUUUUUCAAAAGGUGAUGCUGAUUUUCUUUGUGAUAAAUUGGAAACAAUUGUUAGAGAUUGUCAAAAGAAGAAAAAUGAAAAACAAGAACCAAAUAUGUAG
Molecule: messenger RNA, 1440 nt
Organism: Rotaria sordida
Lineage: Eukaryota; Metazoa; Rotifera; Eurotatoria; Philodinida; Philodinidae
Source: the annotation of a GenBank genome assembly